AUGUAUAUCCCUCUUGUGACAGUUGCUGCGUACUGCGUGGCUGCAUUUCAACCAGCGCUGGCCACGGUGCAUCUCAAGGUACGCGAUCUACAGGCUGCAGGGCUUCGGGAUGCGACUUUUCGCCAUUCUAUCCGAGGAGGCAGUUCUGUAAAAGACAUUCACAGGCUCGAAUCCAGACAAACCGCGCCCCUUCUUGUAGCCCCGACAGCCGAGUGCGACCAGUACGAUGGAUGUUUCUAUGUCAGUUCUGGCAACUAUACGUGGCAGCUCCAAUGCACAACCAAUUACAUCGGAAGUAUCAUAUCGACAGACAAUGCAGACAGCUUGGCCGCAUGCAUUGAAAGUUGUGUCACAUUCAACGCCGCGAAUGAGCCGGGCGCGUGCCUGGGGAUCAACUUCAACGCAGCCAACCACGCAGCUGUGGGACAGUGCACACAGUACUCGGAUGUGCAAGACUUGCUCCUGGCAAGCGAAGAAGGAAAUGUGCAGGACUCUGCGCUGUUGAUUCUGGGGCCAGAUGGACAUAUUUACGCCACGCCGCAGCCAGCACCAACUUUUUCUGGCGCACCAAGUCAGCCUCCAACCGCCGAUCCCGUACCAACAUCGACGACGAGUUCCUCGAAUGCGUCUCCAAGCACCACAGCCUUCAGUACCACCGUAUCAACGGAAAGCCCAGGAGUAGGGUUGGGCACGAUCACAGUCACAACCACUCUGACCAGCACCAACUUUGUCACAUCCUGCCCGCCUGGCGCUACCGCAUGUCUCUCCACCUCAUCGACCUUAGUCUCGCCAUCGUCGAUCAGUGCGGCAUCUAGCGCAGCUAGCAGUUACGCGAGCAGUGGCAACGAGGCAAUAUCUACUACGAUCACCCCCUCGAUAACGCCAACUACACAGGUGACAACCACCCGCUCUGCCACCACUACCACUUCCACAGCGCCAGGAGGCUUUGUAGUGGACGCCAUCACUACAUUGACCAUGGUGGUCCCGGUGACGAUCUACAAGUUCCAGCCAGUCGAUAUCUGUACGGGCAUCACCCCGUCUUGCUCCUUGACAACACUUACAUCGACCAGCGUGGGUUACAGAACUGAGCUUUCGUGCACACCAAGCGCAUGUGCAGGCAUUAGUGCUGGCGCGUUGGCGGACGCUGCAUUCGCGGGGACUUGUAUCCUCUCCUGA
Molecule: messenger RNA, 1176 nt
Organism: Exophiala spinifera
Lineage: Eukaryota; Fungi; Ascomycota; Eurotiomycetes; Chaetothyriales; Herpotrichiellaceae
Exons: 3
Coding region: 1-1176 (391 amino acids)
Source: RefSeq, a predicted model, not a curated record